Messenger RNA from Notothenia coriiceps (black rockcod), 3871 nucleotides. RefSeq names its product integrin beta 3a (gene itgb3a). Gene Ontology annotation, cellular component: cell surface; focal adhesion; integrin complex. Gene Ontology annotation, biological process: platelet aggregation; cell adhesion mediated by integrin; integrin-mediated signaling pathway. Gene Ontology annotation, molecular function: fibronectin binding; fibrinogen binding; integrin binding. The transcript has 14 exons. NCBI's taxonomy places the organism in Eukaryota, Metazoa, Chordata, Actinopteri, Perciformes, Nototheniidae. The record is from RefSeq and is a predicted model, not a curated record. The coding region runs from base 72 to 2438 and encodes 788 amino acids.
UGUUGCGAAUUGAACAAGCCCACAGGGAACGGAGACGACUCGUGUCUAAUCGGCUCCGUUACUCUCCAGCCAUGGGAGCUUUUUCAGACAGUCUCCUGAUACUGUUUCUCUCUUUGUUAUCGGCAUCAAACGUUUUCGGUUCCAACAUCUGCACCUCACAAGGAGUCACCACAUGUCAACAUUGCUUGGCUGUUCAUCCUACGUGUGCCUGGUGCUCUCAGGAGGAAUAUGGCAAGGGAGGAUCCGGUGCAUCCCGCUGCGACCUGAAGGCCAAUCUGCUGAAAGGGGGCUGCAGAAUUUCUGAUCUGGAGUUUCCCUCCAGCACCCUGAAUAUUCAGAAGGACACACCGCUCAGCGACAAGGCCUCUGGCACUGCUGAUGAUGUCACACAGAUAAGGCCUCAGAAAAUCCAUAUUGCACUAAGACCAGGAGACUCCCAGCAUUUUUCAGUGUCAGUGAAACAGGUAGAGGAUUACCCACUGGACCUCUACUAUCUGAUGGAUCUUUCGUAUUCAAUGAAGAAUGACUUGGUUCGCCUUCGCGACUUGGGCAAUGAGCUUGCCGUGACCAUGGGCCGCACCACCAGCAACCUGCGCAUGGGGUUUGGAGCCUUUGUGGACAAGACCAUCUUCCCUUACAUGUACACCCAUCCUCCAGAGGCAUUGGCAAACCCUUGCUUUGGGCAAGCCACUUGUGUGGCUCAAUUUGGGUUCAAGCAUGUGCUGUCACUGACAGAGAAGGUGGCUCGCUUCACUGAGGAGGUUAAGAAACAGCAGGUGUCUAAAAAUAGAGACGCUCCGGAGGGUGGAUUUGAUGCCAUCAUGCAGGCUGUGGUGUGCAAGGAAAGGAUUGGCUGGCGCCCAGAUGCCUCGCACCUUUUGGUGUUCACCACUGAUGACGUUACUCACAUCGCUCUGGAUGGACGUAUAGCAGGAAUUGUCCAGCCCAAUGAUGGCCUAUGCCACCUUGAUCAGGACAAUGUUUACAACAAAACUGCUGUGCUGGACUAUCCCUCCUUGGCACAGAUGACAGAGAAAAUGUCUCAAAACAACAUUAAAUUAGUUUUUGCCGUGACCAGCACAGUGGUGCCACUUUAUAAGGAGUACAGUAACCUUAUUCCAGGCUCAACUGUGGGAUUGCUGUCGGAGGACUCUGGGAAUGUUAUUCAGCUCAUUUCAGAUGCUUAUGCGAGAAUUAGCUCUAACGUGGAACUGGAGUUAGUGGGAGUUCCAGAUGAGUUGAAUCUGUCCUUCAAUGCCACUUGUCUAAAUGGAGAGGUCAUCCUUGGACUCAAGUCCUGCUCCGGCCUCAAAAUUGGAGACACAGUGUCAUUCAAUGUGGAGGCUCAGUUACGUGGCUGCCCGAUGGAGAAGAGCCGCACUUUUACUAUCAAACCUCGAGGCUUUAAGGAUUCCCUGGAGGUAACCGUUGACUUUUCCUGUGGCUGCGACUGUGAGGCGAAGGCCCUAGCCGACAGCUCCCUCUGUAGCGACGGCAACGGGACCUACGAGUGUGGCGUGUGUCAGUGUCACAAGGGCCGUCUGGGCCCAACCUGCCAGUGCUCAGUGGAGGACUACAGUCCGUCUGAUGAUGCCAACUGCAACCCAAAGCCUGGGAGCCCAAUCUGCAGCGGGAGAGGCGACUGUUUGUGUGGACAGUGCUCCUGCCAUGACAAUGAGUUCGGCCAGGUGUGGGGCAAAUUCUGCGAAUGUGACGACUUUAACUGCCUGCGCUUCAAAGGGGCACUGUGCUCCGAUCAUGGGAAGUGUGGCUGUGGCAUCUGUCAGUGUGACGCUGGAUGGAAAGGAGAUAACUGUAACUGCUCCACACAAAUAGACACCUGCAUGUCCAGGAUUGGCAUGCUGUGCAGUGGCCGGGGUUACUGUGAGUGUGGGGUUUGUCAAUGCACUCAGCCAGGCGCCUACGGAGACACCUGUGAAAAGUGCCCCACCUGUCCUGAUUCCUGUACUUUAAAAGAGAAGUGUGUUGAGUGUCAGCACUUCGAGAGAGGACAGUACACUGAAGACAACAGCUGCAGUAGAAUCUGCAAAGAUGAAAUUAAAGUAGUGGAAGAACUGGUUUUCCAUGAGAGCAAUGCAGCAGCAGUGAAUUGCUCGUACAAAGAUGAAGACGACUGUGUUGUGCACUUCCAGUAUUACGAAGAUGAAACUGGCAAAUCCAUUCUGUUUGUGAUAAAAGAACCAGAGUGUCCUCAGGGUCCAGACAUCUUGGUGGUGCUCAUGGCGGUGGCCGGAGCUAUUUUGCUACUGGGCAUCGUGGGUCUGCUCAUCUGGAAGCUGCUGGUCACCAUUCACGACCGCGGAGAGUAUGCUAAGUUUGAGGAAGAAAGAUCCAAAGCCAAAUGGGAUACGGCUAACAAUCCCUUGUACAAAGGAGCCACAUCGACCUUCACCAAUGUAGCGUACCGAGGCACUUAACGAUUCAAUGCAAUGAGGAAAACUCAGGGGUCAACGACAGAGAUGGAAUGUAGUAGCAGAGAAAUGGGAAGAUCCUUCACUGUAUCUGAAAAGUAGUUCAUGCUGUAAACAACAUGGUGUGUUAUUGUACAUAUUGUAAACAUACUUAAAACUGGUAAUGUCAGAGAUGCUGGCCUGAUUUUAGGGUUCCUGUUUUUGCCAUAUGUCAUGCAGUUUUCUGCAGAAGUGUACAUUCAGUCGUUAAGCAUUGUGGUCUUUUUACAAAGCUUUUCUAUCGUUGCGGUUAACUGGUUUUAACAAGCGUGAAGCACUCUUUGGAGUGUUUCAUGUUUGUGAUGUAUAUUGUUUUUUUUUUAAUGGGUAUCAGCAAUGGCUUCUGCAUCAUCCUCUUAUUUGUGUAUAUUGGGCUUUUUCAUUUUUCAUUUAUUUCUUCAUAAAUUGCUGAAUUGUAAACUAUUUACAUGUUUCCAUUGACCAGCACUAUUUUAAACUGCAAUGUCAUGUUGUUUAUUUGUGUAUAUAAGCAUACUUGUAUUGCACAAAAAAAUUAUAAUGGCAACAAUAUCCUCCAUAUGGAAGAAGAUUGUACAAUGUGAUGUGUAUUUAGGUUGUACAGUUCUGAUCCUCUCCUGGGACAUGACCUGCAAGAUUGCUGCAUAGUUGUCUGUGUUUUUUGUUGCACUUUUUAAGAAUGUCUGGGGUAUUGCUCUAGUUUGUUACACAGAUGGAAGGUAUAAAGAUGAACUAUACUUAACAACUUUUGUAUGAUGCCUAACAUUUUUAUUUCUUUAAACAAAUGUCCAAGCUACUUAUUCCCUUUAUUGAGUUCUGACUUACUGUACAACAUCCUUAAACACAACAUACGUAUGUUUCAGAUAGAAACAGCUUCAGGAAGACACAGAAAGCUAUUUAAAAUUGUAACAUAAAUUAGAAAGAGAUAUAUUCUUAUACAUUUUCAAAGUAUGUCUUUUUGAUUCCCAGUUGACACAGGAAUAACAAAAGAAACAAUUAAGGAUUGGUUAGCCACAUUUUUAUAUUCAAUUCAUGCAGGUUCACUAGAUGCAGGUUCACUAUGAUGUGGGUGUUAUAUUAAUAACAUGAAUUUCAGAGUGCAGAGGCAAAAUGUCCUAUGGUCACAGGCACAGCUGUGAACAUCCAAUCUAGUCAUAGAAUAUGUCCUGUAACAUGGCACACAUCAUUAAGAUUAGACUGUUAUUUCCCCUUCCUGCUCUUGUGAGUGUCAGAUCUUCAAUCUGAUAUUGUUGUCACAAAAUGUAGCACUUCCCCUCACAUCCAUCAACAUAUAUCUCUGUCACCACAUCCUGUUCAUCACACUGGCCUGAUGAGUCCAGCUAAUGUGUGCUCCAUCAAGUUGUUUUUAUACAGUUCUUUGGUGAUCCAGUCGUCCUUGGAAAUAAAACGGUACAUCACAA